This is a messenger RNA of Culicoides brevitarsis, 1424 nucleotides long. RefSeq names its product mitochondrial carrier homolog 2 (gene Mtch). NCBI's taxonomy places the organism in Eukaryota, Metazoa, Arthropoda, Insecta, Diptera, Ceratopogonidae. The record is from RefSeq and is a predicted model, not a curated record. The coding region runs from base 104 to 1063 and encodes 319 amino acids. The transcript is spliced from 2 exons.
CAAGCCUGACGGAAAAAAAUCAUCACAAAAUUCAUUGGGGGAGAGACGAAAGCUGAAAUUAAUCGAAUUUCGUGUUCAAAAGCUGUCUGAAAACGAUCGAAAGAUGAGUCAAUCGAAUGCUACACCAACGACGUACCACAUAAUCGACGACGAAGCACAACAAGUCAACGAAUGGAUCAAACUCGGUUUGCGGAUUGGCGUGUCGAGUGCUUUGCAUCCCUUCGAAUAUGCGAAAGUCUUGAUGCAGAUUGGCUUCGAGCCGAUUGCGCCGGUUCCGGGUCGCACAAUUUUCGGACGUCCCGCUUACGUGCUGCCCAACAUCUUCACGUACACCGGCUACAUCAAGAACAUUGACGGUUUCACGGGACUCUUUCGCGGUCUCUCACCCAAACUCGCCGGCAUGAUUCUCAGUUCGUGCGUCAGCGAGAAAGUGGCGGAGCAUUGUGGCUUGGCGCCCAUCGAGUUGCCAAAGAAAGACGAGGAUUUGACCGAGGAGGAGCGUUACAAUCUUAUGGUGCGGCAAUUGUCGCGCGACGUUGUCCUGCAUACGACGGGAAUUGUCGUGUCGCAUCCGUUGCAUGUCAUUUCGGUGCGCAUGAUGGCCCAAUUUGUCGGCAAGGAGGUCAAGUACAAGUCGAUUUUCGGUUCGCUCAUGACAAUUUGGCGCGAAGAGGGCAUUUUGGGCUUCUUUUCGGGCCUUUUGCCGCGUCUCAUUGCCGACUUGUCGUGUCUCAUACUCGCCACGUCCACGACAUAUCUCGUGAAUAAACACAUUAUUGCCGAAAAGGAACACCAAGUGUACUUUGGGAGCUUCAAUACAUUCAUUUGGGCUGGAAUUUUGUAUCCAUUCCAUCUGGUCUCGACGUGCUCGAUUGUCUCGGGAUCCGGACUGGCAGCGGGACGACCUCCAAUUAUGCCGCUGUACGACAACUGGAGUCACUGUUAUCGCAUGCUGAAACGCGAAGGCGAGCUCAAACGUGGUAGCUCAGUAUUUUUCCGUUAUGCCAAAAAGGUGCAGUACACCGCAACAGCUCCCUAUCCCACAUUGAGCAGAUACAACUAAAAAAAAAUUUCGGGAUUUUUUCUGUAAACUCUCCUUUCCUAAUUCUUCUUCUUCAUCAUCGCUCACUAGUUAUGACCCACGAAAAAUGCUUUUACAGUUUUUUUUAAGCGACACUUGAACAGUGGAACAAUUCCUUGAUGCAUUUUAAUUAACGUAAUUUUGAGGAUCAACUUCGAUCAACGGAGAAAAUAUAAAAAUUUUGUAAAUAUUGAAACCAUUCAGACGAUUUUCUGUGAUUCGGAUCAUAAUUUUGUUCAAUUUUAUUAACAUACAGCUCCAAAAAGCUACGAAUGAUGUCAAAAAAAUAUUAUCUAAACAGAGAAAAAUUAAAUAAAAAAUAUGAAAUUUAAAAAAAAAUAAU